AUGUCUAGCAAGACUACCAAGAUCCACUUAGUUCCUCUGCCAAAGGGCUCCGUUCUCCUCCCGGGUGUCACAUCGCGGAUACCAGUUACCAAUCGCCCUGAUAUCGCAAACCUACUCACUACGUUGCUGGAUCCUUCCACCAAACGAGAAGGUACUCCUGUUACAUUCGGUUGCGUCCCGCUCAGCUCCCCGCUUUUGAGUAAGGAUGGUACACAGCUUAUAGAGGAUGGAGGCCUGGAAGAUGAAGAACGAGAAGAGUUCGAAUCAAUCGAUGCCGGCCAGGCGAGAAAGGAUGAUCUCUUCCGAUAUGGCACGGUCGGCAAAGUGAUCGGGGUCCAGCGUCGUGCCUUUGCGGAACCCUUUCUUAUCGUGCAAGGCAUUCAACGGUUCAAAGUCAAGCGCGUCUUCAGAGAGAGGCCUUUCUUUGAAGCCGAUGUCGUUCUCUAUGAAGAGAAAGAGCCAGUUCCAAACGACUCGGAAAUUCUCGACCUGUUCCAGCAGUUGCGGCGUCUUUCACGGGAGCUUCUAGCACUUCUGCGUUUCUCCUCUCUGUUGCCUUCUGUCUCAUCGCCCAUAUCGCCGAUCGUUGCGCGCAAGUUCGAACUGUAUAUAUCGAAGACAGCCCUGUCACAGGCAGGAAAGCUGGCUGAUUUUAUGGCGGAUAUUUGUGAAUCAAGCUUUGAGGAGAAGCUCCGAAUCCUAGCCUCAUUGGAUACCAAGCAGAGACUCGAAAGGAUCAUUGAAAUCCUCAGCCGUCAGGUUCAGAGCCUCAAGGGCAAUAUCAAAAUUACGACGAUCACCACUCCCAAGGCUCAUCAGAAUUCGGGGCUCGACAUCACUCAGAUCGGCCCACGGGAACGCGACAUGCUGAUGAGACGAGGAAUUUCUGGAUUAGGCGGCCUAACACCACCUGGAAUGGGAGGCUGGCGUGGUGGUGAGAAUGAUGAGAAGGAACCUAAUGAAAUUGACGAACUUCAGCAGAAGCUUCAGGAUGCACAGCUUAAUCCCGAGGCAAGUAAAGUCGCCGAUAAAGAACUGAAGCGCCUGCGAAAGAUGAACCCUGCCAACGCUGAAUAUGGAGUUUGUCGGACGUACCUCGAGAAUCUUGCCGAGAUUCCAUGGACGAAGACUACAGAAGACAAGCUUGACCGUGAAACGUUGAAGAGGGCUAGGAGGCAAUUGGACGAGGAUCAUUAUGGAUUAGAGGGAAUCAAGAAGAGACUCCUUGAAUACUUGGCUGUGCUGAAACUGAAGCAGUCUACGAACCAAGGGCUUGAACUGCAAAUUGCCAAGCUUACGAAGGAGCUCAGUUCCUCCGCCGAUGAUGACGAGAAAGAAACCGUCCUGUCCGAAUCGGACAAGGACGCUCAUGAGUCAAAACUCCGCCUUUUGCAGUCCCAGCGUGCGGUCGAUAAGUCUCCGAUUCUCCUUCUUGUUGGGCCUCCUGGGACUGGUAAAACCAGCCUAGCGAAGUCUAUUGCUACAUCCCUCGGCAGAAAGUUCCAAAGAAUCUCCCUCGGCGGUGUCAGAGAUGAGGCCGAAAUCCGAGGCCACCGGAGGACCUACGUCGCUGCAAUGCCAGGAUUGAUAGUCAACGGCCUGAAGAAGGCGGGUGUUGCGAAUCCUGUAUUCCUACUUGAUGAGAUCGACAAGAUCGGAGGCCCUAACUUCCAGGGGGAUCCCUCUGCAGCAAUGCUGGAGGUUUUGGAUCCCGAGCAAAACCAUACGUUCACGGACCACUAUGUCAACAUUCCGAUUGACCUGAGCAAAGUCCUCUUCAUUGCGACUGCCAAUACGCUAGACACGAUCCCCCCGCCUCUACUUGACCGUAUGGAGACCAUUACGCUGUCCGGCUACACGACAAUUGAGAAGAGACACAUCGCUAAACGGCACCUUGUUCCCAAGCAGAUUAGAGCGAAUGGGUUGUCUGAUGGGCAAAUAGUUCUCUCUGACGAAGUGCUUGACAAGACGAUCACCUCUUAUACUCGUGAAUCAGGCGUUCGCAAUCUCGAGCGUGAGAUCGGAGCGAUCUGUCGCUACAAAGCUGUCCAGUUUGCGGAUGCGACAGAUGCAGGCAAGGAGAACACAUACAACCCCGUCGUUUCUCUUGACGACUUGGAGGAAAUCCUCGGCGUUGAACGUUUUGACGAAGAGAUCGCCGAGAACCAUAGUCGCCCCGGCAUAGUCACCGGCCUUGUUGCAUACUCCACAGGCGGCCAGGGCAGUAUCCUUUUCAUUGAAAUCGCAGACAUGCCAGGAAACGGUCGCGUCCAACUUACAGGCAAGCUGGGCGAUGUUCUCAAGGAGUCUGUCGAGGUGGCCCUGACCUGGGUCAAAGCCCAUGCCUUUGAGCUAAGUAUCACUCCUAAUCCCAACGAGGACAUAAUGAAGAAUCGCAGCGUGCAUGUCCAUUGUCCAUCCGGUGCCAUUCCCAAGGAUGGACCGUCGGCCGGUCUUGCACAUACUAUUGCUCUGAUCUCCCUCUUUACCGGAAAGCCCGUGUCACCAUAUAUUGCCAUGACGGGUGAAAUAUCUCUUAGAGGCAAAGUGAUGCCUGUGGGAGGCAUCAAGGAGAAGCUCAUCGGCGCCUUACGUGCUGGCGUCAAGACAGUCCUAUUGCCCUACCCAAAUAGAAAGGAUGUCAAGGACGUGCCUCAGGAGGUCCGCGAUGGUUUGAAGAUAAUAUAUGUCACCCACAUUUGGGAAGCGAUCAAGCAUGUGUGGCCCGAUGCACACUGGCCUGGAAAGACACAAUUGGAUGUCUUUGAGAGCAGGCUGUAG
Molecule: messenger RNA, 2781 nt
Organism: Monascus purpureus
Lineage: Eukaryota; Fungi; Ascomycota; Eurotiomycetes; Eurotiales; Aspergillaceae
Source: the annotation of a GenBank genome assembly